Molecule: messenger RNA, 255 nt
Organism: Prunus armeniaca (apricot)
Lineage: Eukaryota; Viridiplantae; Streptophyta; Magnoliopsida; Rosales; Rosaceae
Source: the annotation of a GenBank genome assembly
AUGGAGAGAUCAUUUAUUGGAUCUUCAAUAUCGUUAUGCUGCUCCCGGGAGCUUCAUGAGCUGCUUGACUCAGGAAGCUGCACAAUCUUUGGCGCUAGCCAUGUCACUGGGUUCAGUAUUGACGUCUUUAAGGCUGCACUGGAAGUAUUACCAUACGCUACGUUUGAGUUUAUUCCCUUUUCAAAGUCUGAUGGCAGGCAAGCACCAAUGCUGGCGCUUAAAAUGAUUUGGUCUAUCGAGUAUAUCUUUGGAUAA